Molecule: messenger RNA, 1542 nt
Organism: Hemibagrus wyckioides
Lineage: Eukaryota; Metazoa; Chordata; Actinopteri; Siluriformes; Bagridae
Gene: tomm34
Product: translocase of outer mitochondrial membrane 34
Exons: 8
Coding region: 175-1083 (302 amino acids)
Cellular component (GO): mitochondrion; cytosol
Molecular function (GO): heat shock protein binding
Source: RefSeq, a predicted model, not a curated record
UGAGAGCUAUCUGAUCAUCAGCGCUAGGAAUUGAAACUGAAAUCUGACACCAGAGCCUGGAGCCGGUGCUGCGCGCCGCUGUUAUAGUGCUAACGCUAGCUUGCAUUUUCUUAACACCUAAUAUACACCUGAGAAGGAAUAAGACGUAACUGUUAUCUGAAUUAGAGGGGUAACAUGCCUCAGACGCGGCGGUCACAGUCAUGGGCAGAGCUGAAACAAGCUGGUAACGACUGCUUUAAGACCGGACAAUAUGGAGACGCCAUCACUUUGUACGGCCAAGCCAUCGAGCUGCUGAAGAAAUCGGGGCAGAAGAACCAGGAGGAUCUCUGUAUUUUAUAUUCAAAUCGGGCAGCUGCUUACUUGAAAGAUGGAAAUUGCAGUGAAUGCAUUAAGGACUGCUCAGUAUCAUUGGAACUGGUUCCAUUUGGGAUUAAACCACUGUUACGGCGUGCUGCAGCUUAUGAAGCUAUGGAGAGAUACAGACAAGCCUAUGUAGACUAUAAAACAGCCUUACAGAUCAACUGCAACCUCCCUGCAGCUCAUGAUGGAACCAACAGAAUGACAAAAGCACUGACUGAGAUGGAUGGACCAUCCUGGCGAGAAAAGCUUCCUCCUAUCCCAAAUGUUCCCAUACCAGUAAAAGAGAAAUAUUUGCAAACAGCAAAUUCAACUGUGACUCCACAGCAGAACAACCUAGGUGGAAAUAAACAAAUGGGUGGAGAUGUGAAAAAGGCCAAACUGCUAAAGGAGGAGGGAAAUGCAUUUGUGAAGAAAGGACAGCAUAAGAAGGCAGUGGAGAAAUACACACAGUCUCUUAGCCAAGAUCCCACUGAAGUCACAACCUACACAAACAGGGCUCUGUGCUAUCUGUCACUACAAAUGUAUAAGGAAGCAGUAAAAGAUUGUGAGAAGGCUCUUGAGCUGGAUCCUGCUAACAUUAAAGCCCUGUACAGACGUGCACAGGCACACAAGGAGCUUAAGAACAAGAGAACUUGUGUGGAGGAUCUCAAUCGCUUGCUCAAACUAGAGCCCAACAACUCUGCUGCACAGAAGCUACUACAAGAAGCACUGAGGAUGAAAUAACCUUUUUCUUUCUGGCAAUACCUCAAGUGCCUCAAGUUAACAAUUCUCAGAUCUGCACCACUUCUUUGACAUAUUCAGACUUGUGUUAAUUAAAGAUGGACAAAAUAGAAGUGACAAAAUAAUUUCAUGUCCAAAUAUACUGAAUCAGUUUCUCUUCUGUAAAUCUAUGGGGUGUAUUGUCCUCAUAAGAGCAAAAUCAAUAUACUAAUAUAUCACAACUGUUUGUCAGAAAUGCACUCAUUUGUCUAGUAUUAUUUACUGUAUGGAACAGUAAGGGUUUGUAAUGUGAUUAUUAUAUACUUUGUCAAUCUUGUUUGGUAGGUAGCGAUUUUUACAUUUAUCAAGGUUCAGAUACACUGAAAACUUUUAAAUCUUGUAAAAACAGUAGUUACAUAUGUGCUCAUUUUUGUAUUUGGCUAGUUUAAGGAAAUAAAAAGUCUACUGAAAUCCCCCCUCACU